Molecule: messenger RNA, 936 nt
Organism: Symbiodinium natans
Lineage: Eukaryota; Dinophyceae; Suessiales; Symbiodiniaceae
Source: the annotation of a GenBank genome assembly
AUGGGCUACCCACUGGGUGUUUGGGUAAUUUCAACUUCGUCGUUGAGGAGUGCGAUGACAAGCUUGGAUGGUCUGGAAGGUCUGGGUGGAGUCGGUGGUGGCAUGGGCAGUGCUGACACGGGGUUGGUGCAGUCUGCUGGUGGUGGGGCCUCGUCUUCGAUGGGAACUUCACUUGCUGGUGGUGGCAUGGGAGAUGGUGCAGAGAAUUGGGUGGAAAGUGAUGGCGUCGGCACUCUGUCCUCGCUGGGAACCACAAUGGUUGGCAAUGGAGGUGGUGACCUGGUGGUGAUGGUCCUGCAGCUGGUGGUGGUGGCUCAAGGCCGUCAGCUGGCGGAGGUGGCCGCCGCGGCCAUCGCAGCCAUCCCACUGGAGACGACGGCCAGCAAGGGCUGGGAGUUCGGCUUUUUCCCGAACGGCCAAGAAGCCGAGGCCCCCAUGCCGGUGAUGUCGCUGGCGUUUCUGCUUCUUCGCAGAGUGACGUUGGAAGAUGUGGCGAGCACCACUCAGCUUCGGGGCCGUGAGGCGGAAUUGAAGGCGGAGGCCACGUUGUCCAUGCUUGCCGCCGGCAUACAUCGCCACCUCAACAAGGACGCCCUUUCUGCAGAGCAACACUUCAAGAAGCGUGAGAACGAAAUGGCCCAGCUGAGACAAGACCUGGAUGACCAGCGCUGGUCCGAGGAGGCCAACCGACGGCACCUUUGUGUCGCUGCCGGUCCUAGCAGCAAGGAAUUAGAGAAGGAGUUGCAAGCCAAGAGUGGCCAAGUGGAGGACGCCCGUGACUACCGCGACGAGUGCUUCCUGCGCGUGCUGAUACUCUCCCGCACCUGGCUGCAAUACUGUCAUACCUUUCUGAACAAGGACAAGGCGCAAUCCAAGCUGCUGGACGAUGCGCCUGUCCUGCAAGGGAGGCUUCAAACUGAAACGUCUUAUCUUUGA